This is a messenger RNA of Strongylocentrotus purpuratus (purple sea urchin), 1728 nucleotides long. It is a transcript of the gene HMG1, whose product is annotated as high mobility group 1 protein. NCBI's taxonomy places the organism in Eukaryota, Metazoa, Echinodermata, Echinoidea, Camarodonta, Strongylocentrotidae. Gene Ontology annotation, biological process: regulation of transcription by RNA polymerase II. Gene Ontology annotation, molecular function: DNA binding, bending. The record is from RefSeq and is marked provisional.
ACACGCAAACUCUACGUAGCUGUUAUCCACUGCAUUCCCUUUCGAGAUUCCGUAAGAUUUUGUAAGUGAAGAGCAUCGAGACAAUCAUGGGCAAGAAGGACCGAGACAGUUCAAAGCCUCGUGGACGUAUGUCUGCAUACGCUUACUUUGUACAGGAUUCCAGAGCAGAGCAUGGCAAGAACCACCCUAACAGUCCUGUCAGGUUUGCAGAGUUCUCCAAAGAUUGCUCAGCAAGAUGGAAGGCUCUGGAGGAGAAGGGAAAGGGUGUUUUCCAUGAGAAGUCUAUGCGUGACAAGGUUCGAUACGAUCGUGAGAUGCAGUCCUACAAGCCUCCUAAGGGUGAGAAGAACAAGAGAAGACGUCGCAGGAAAGACCCAGAUGCACCCAAGAGGAAUCUGUCAGCAUUCUUCAUCUUCAGUGGAGAGAACAGAGCAGCCAUAAAGAGUGUUCAUCCCAACUGGUCUGUGGGUGAUAUCGCCAAAGAACUGGCCGUCAGGUGGAGAGCUAUGACUGCUGGGGAAAAGAUUCCGUUUGACAAAGGUGCUGCUAAGGACAAGGAGAGAUACAUCAAGGCCAUGGCCGAGUACAAGGCAAAGGCAAAACCCAUGAAGCGUCAAGUCAAGGAAUCCUCCAGCUCAAGUUCCUCUGAUUCCAGCUCCGAUGAUUCAAGUUCAGAUGAUAGCGAUUAGAUGAGUGGUGUGACGCCACCUCUCAUGGCUGUUGUAGUGAAACAACUCACUUUAAGAGAGAGAGAGAGAAGGAGUGACCACCUGGCGGCUAGCAUUGUUUGUAGGCCACCAUAGAAUAUUUCAUUUGUGCAUAUGUUUUCCUAAAUUGUCUUUGUAGGUCUCGUUUCUUCCUAUUUCAUGAAGCCCCAUCGUUUAAUGAAAUCAAUUUAAUGGUAUCACUACAAGGGCAUGCUUAUUUGCAGGUUUGUCUGCAUUGUUUUGCCUUGCUGCUUGUACCCAAGCGUGUGGGAGAAAGAAAGAAAGGUGGUUUGGAGGCAUUGUUACGCUUUCUUAUGUUUUGACAAGUUGAGAGAGAAUGCUUCCUCAAAAUUAAUCUUGCCAUGAAUAGUCAUGUAUCUCAUGUUUUCCAUGGUAUUUUUAACAAUGAUGGCUGAUUGUAUUGUUGUAUAUAUGCCAAAUUUUUGUAUCUGUUCAGGAAAACAUAUUGCACCCUUUAUACAGACCUAGGUAGUUGCGUCUGUUUGGAUAUGUUGGAAAAUGUCCAUAAAUGGGUCAAUCUUUUAUUCAAAAUCUCUUUUCUCUAAUUGAUUUUGCUUUCAGCACAUAUACUCAGUAGCUUGGAAUUAUGUAAAAUCUGAUGCUGUUCAAAUAAGAUAAGCAUAGUUUAUCAUUUUCAUCACUUUACCAGAACAAAUUUUGGGAACUUUUUGUACCUGUUCGGAGAAUACCUUUUUAAAGUGAAAUCUUGACUUGUAUUUUGAAUGAUUGAUAAUGUGCUGAUUUUUAGUUGAACGAUACUCGUCAGCACUCCAUUAUUUUUUAAGCAACUCUUAGCAGUAUUAAGUGUGAAAUAUUGGGUGAGUAACUUGGUAGGACAGCAGUGUAAAAAAAAAAAACCGCUUUCCCCUACCCUUCAGUUUUGUGAUAUAUUUUCCUGCUCUAAUACUUCUGCUAAACUUAUAUAAACUUGCUAUAUGUAUUUAAUUGUGUGAUUGUUUUUUUUAAUGGCUCUAUGUAUAAAUCUUGUGAUUUUCGCAAG